This is a messenger RNA of Nelumbo nucifera (sacred lotus), 1014 nucleotides long. Its product is annotated as voltage-dependent L-type calcium channel subunit. The record is from RefSeq and is a predicted model, not a curated record. NCBI's taxonomy places the organism in Eukaryota, Viridiplantae, Streptophyta, Magnoliopsida, Proteales, Nelumbonaceae.
AGAUCGCCACACUCCCUCUCUUCAGUCAGCUUAAGCUCGAAUAAUACAGUGUCUGAGGAAAAGACGGACAUGGACGACGCCGAUGAAGGGGAGACCCCUGCCGGCGUAGUUGUGGACGAGAAAGAUCGGGAGAAGCUAGGGUUUAUAGAGAUCGAGAAAAUGGGGGAUCAGCACGAGGAGACUCUCUACGGUGUUCUUCAUCGCCUACUCGCCGAUAUUUUCUUCCCCGGUUCCUCUGCUCCCGCUUCUCUGCUUGAGAGGACUAGAGCUUCGUUCCGUGAUAAUGGCCCUUUGCUCCGAGAAGCGUCUAGAAACUCCAGCAGGAACCUUCUCCUGUGGACUCGCCAAGGCAGCCCUCUUUGCGCUUUGCUCGUAAUCCCCGUUGGCACAAUCGUGUUUCUGGCUUUGACUGGAUUACUGGUUUUUAUGCUUUUCUUUCUGGCAGCAACCUUCAAUGCAAUUAUUAUUUCACUUCUAAUGUCCUUGGCAGCUGUGGGUGGCUUUCUGGCUCUUUUCUUUGCCUGCAUGACAGCAAUCUAUAUUGGUGCAUUAUCAAUAGCCGCAUGUGUUAUUUCCACAGCAGCAAUUUCAGCAAUAUUUGCUGUUGUGAUAGCUACAGGUUGGAUUGGAUUCUUGUGGACUGUGUGGUUGGCAACGAAGAAAACUGUGGGCCUCGCCAAGCACUCAUUCUGUAUUACUGGAUCAGCACUAUCAGCAUAUUCUGCUGCUAGACAAGUUCAUCACCAUCGAACAAACAAGGUUGACUGAAGGCAGGUAAUGGGAGAAAUUUGGAGCUUUGUCUACAUCUGGUCAUGUUUACCUUGAUUGUUUAUUUAUGUUUUGCUUCUUUGUCUACUCUCCUGGGAAUGAUGUAAACCUAAAUCAUUCUGUGUUGGUUCUGUUAAAUAUAGUGCCAUGUAGUGAGUCCGACCUAGUUUUUGAACUUUCAUGCAUGUAUCAAAGAAUAUGUAAUGACCAUUACUAGUUAUAUACUGAAUUGAGGAUAUAACUCCA